ACCCAGUCCUGAUGGCUGAUGAUGCUCACGACUUCUGUUAUUGACCUUUCGCCUGAUAUCGUCGCGUAGUGCAAGCGUGCCUGGUUUCAAUCUCCCCAAUCCGUUCUCAAAGGAUUACCCCGCUAAAAUGAGAACUGUGCUGCAGAGAGUCAAAUCUGCCUCGGUCACAGUAGAUGGCCAGCUUAUAUCCUCAAUCGGCAAGGGCCUGCUCGUACUAGCUGCCAUCUCGAAAGAUGACACCGAGAAGGAUGUCGAAUCUAUGGCGAGCAAGAUUCUGAAAGCGAAGCUGUGGGAUGACGAGUCUUCGGAUCCAAUUGGUCGGUGGAAAUGCGGCGUGAAGGACAUUGAAGGCGAGGUCUUGUGUGUCUCACAAUUCACACUUCUCGCCUCAAUGAAGAAGGGCAAUAAACCAGACUUCCAUCAAUCCGCAAGUGGCGUCAAAGCCAAGACUCUUUACCAGAACUUCUUCAAGAAAGUGCAAGAUCUAUAUGAACCAGACAAAGUCAAGGAUGGCUUGUUUGCCGCAAUGAUGGACGUUGCACUUGUCAACGAUGGGCCGGUCACAAUUCAGAUUGACACCAACCCACCAAAAAUGGACGACCCGACAUCACUUGGUGGGAGCAGUGCGUCGACUGUAGACGUGAAUGACCUUGUCAACAACAUGACACGGAUAACCAAGGAGUUUCAAUACCCAGUGGAGUUGAUGGAAUAGAUUUGAUACCACUUUGGUUUGUUUGAACAUCGAUCGUCUUAGCAUUGUCGAAACACGUACAAAUUGUCAAUGUUGUUUGAUCUCAGGACACAAAUUCACCACAUGUCAAUUGUUGUGCCACAAUACCUAGUGCAACAACCGGCCUCCCAGUGGUACACAACGCAGUUUCAGGUAUUUUCUGAAGCCUAAUUUUGAUAUUCUUCCACAUCGGCCGUGUUUGAAAAGUCAAAAAUCAAGGUGUAU
Molecule: messenger RNA, 955 nt
Organism: Dothidotthia symphoricarpi CBS 119687
Lineage: Eukaryota; Fungi; Ascomycota; Dothideomycetes; Pleosporales; Dothidotthiaceae
Product: D-tyrosyl-tRNA deacylase-like protein
Exons: 5
Coding region: 128-712 (194 amino acids)
Biological process (GO): tRNA metabolic process
Cellular component (GO): cytoplasm
Molecular function (GO): D-tyrosyl-tRNA(Tyr) deacylase activity
Source: RefSeq, a predicted model, not a curated record